This is a messenger RNA of Lathyrus sativus (Indian pea), 531 nucleotides long. The record is from the annotation of a GenBank genome assembly. Lineage: Eukaryota; Viridiplantae; Streptophyta; Magnoliopsida; Fabales; Fabaceae.
AUGGCUACCAUUAACGUCCACCCAGAAGCUGGUCAAGACAACAUUGCUCCCUCAAAGCAAUCUCUUCCUCAGCCUAAAUCCGUUGAUUCUCAAUCUGUUCUCAGAAGGUUGCAGUCUGAAUUGAUGGCAUUGAUGAUGGGUGGAGAUUCUGGUAUAUCUGCAUUCCCUGAGGAGGAUAAUAUAUUGUGUUGGAAAGGAACAAUAACAGGAAGCAAAGAAACUGUAUUUGAGGGAACAGAAUACAAACUCUCCCUUUCAUUUCCUAAUGAGUAUCCUUUUAAGGCUCCAAAGGUCAAAUUUGACACCACCUGCUUCCACCCCAAUGUAGAUAUGCAUGGCAAUAUUUGCUUAGAUAUUCUUCAGGAUAAAUGGUCAUCUGCCUAUGAUGUAAGAACCAUUCUUCUAUCAAUUCAAAGCCUGCUAGGAGAGCCAAACAUUAGCUCGCCGUUAAAUCCACAAGCUGCACAGCUUUGGAGCAAUCAAGAAGAAUACAGGAAGAUGGUGGAGAAGUACAAGUCCCCUGCUGCUUAA